Messenger RNA from Pogona vitticeps (central bearded dragon), 2145 nucleotides. NCBI's taxonomy places the organism in Eukaryota, Metazoa, Chordata, Lepidosauria, Squamata, Agamidae. The record is from RefSeq and is a predicted model, not a curated record.
GAUUCCAGCACCCAGAAUCCACUCCGGACCACCCCUUGCUAAAACCAGCUGGGAAUUUGGAAAGCUGCAAUCUUCAAAAUGUAUCCCCUUCCCAAUCUCUUCUGUGUGGAGGAAAGAGCAUAACCAGCCACUGCUUGUAAUGGCUGAGUGAUUCUGGGAGCCAAACUCUACAAAAGUAACUUUUGUCAGCGCUGAGAUCAUUACAUAUCCAGAACUAUGACAAUAAGGAGCCAUUUUCAAAAUCCAGCACCCUAAAUGAGCUGUAUCUUUUGUUUUAAUCUUAGGAUGAGGCAAAAUAGCAGUUUUCAGCAUUGAUCAUGAAUUCACAGAUGCUUCACAUUCUGGUCAUUUUUGUUUUUGGUGUUCUGUUUUUGAUCCUAUUUUACACGGCAAAACUCCCUGAUGAAAACAUCCCAAGGAGAUGCAACCAGUCAGAAGGGUCUGCUUUAGCCGAGGCUUGCAAAGCAGUUACAGAGGGGAAGACACUUUCUGUGCGAGGCAACAUGCUGAAGACGGCCUUUGGAACAUCCAACUGCCAUGACUACGUGACUCAAAGUCAUUACAUUACCAGAACGCUCUCAGCUGAAGAAGCGGCCUUUCCUUUAGCCUACAUGGUAACUUUGCACAAAGAGUUUGACACAUUUGAGAGGCUCUUCAGGGCGAUUUAUAUGCCCCAAAAUGUCUACUGCAUCCAUGUGGACAAAAAGGCCCCCAGCAGAUUUAAGAAAAAAGUGGAGCAGUUGCUGGGCUGCUUCCCCAAUGCCUUCCUUGCCUCAGAAUCAGAGCUGGUGGUUUACGCAGGGAUAUCCCGGCUUCAGGCAGACAUGAACUGCAUGAAAGAUCUUGUGAAAUCUGAGGUGCCCUGGAAAUAUCUUCUCAAUGCAUGUGGGCAAGAUUUCCCCUUGAAAACCAAUAAGGAAAUCAUCCAGCAUCUCAAAGGGUUCAAAGGCAAGAACAUCACUCCUGGGGUUUUGCCUCCACCUCAUAUCAUCCCUAGGACAAAAUAUGUCCACAGAGAACAAGUCUACACUCUUUUUUCCUUCAUGUUGUGGACUUUUUUGCGGAAAGCGCCUCCUCCACAUGACCUGACCAUCCACUUUGGCUCUGCCUACAUUGCUAUUACAAGGGAAUUUGCAGACUUUGUACUCAAUAAUCAACGUUCCAUUGACCUCUUUGAAUGGUCCAGAGAUACCUACAGCCCUGAUGAACAUUUCUGGGUGACACUGAACAGGAUACCAGGUACACUUUGUUUCCUUUUUGACAGUUCUCUAGUAGUAGUUGUUGUUAUUCUUCUAUGUUGUUGUCAUCCCAUAAUACGUGGGACCUUGUAUCUUGCUGUGAAAUCAAGUAAUUGCUGAAAAAGACAUGAGUGACUGAAACAUGUUCAGUGCAUUGUAUUUAAAUCUUGAAUUUCUGGGUUGCCUGUUCAUGAGACUUUAGGAUGUCCUGCUAAUACUAAUUUAGCUUUUUAAUUUUAAUCCUAUAUUAAAUGCAUGUUCACUGUUUUUCUCCCUUUACUUUUGGUUCUUUAUGGCCAGACGGCCAAAUGCUGAGAUCUUGGGGGCCAAAUCCAAGGCUCCAGACCCAAAAACAGGUUGCAGAAAGUCCAGAAAAGGCAGAAAAAUCACCAUUAAAAGCAAUCAAACAGGAAGUGACCAGAAAGGGACUUUGGGGUUGGGGUUUUGGAAUGUGGAGGAAUUGGAAAGGACCCAACCAAGGCCCAGAGGCAGAAAUCCAAAAUUGGGGGCGGGGCAAAGAUAUUUUGUUGAAUGUUUUGAAUUGAGGGAAUCUGGGAUAGUCCUUGGGACUUCACAAAUCUCCCCAAGGUCCACAGGCCACUCUUUGCCCACUCCUGCUUUAUGGGCUUCUGUAGUUUUAACAGUGGUCCAAUGGAACCAAGGCUCACAAGGCAAAAGAGCACAGAUGUUUACAGUAGCUGGGAUGAAGUACAUAGGAUUUCCUAGCCACAAUAUAUUGUUCACAUGUAGAAGAGGUGUUACCUUUAUUUAGAACACUAAAUACCAAACAUUCAAAGCAAGCUUUCAUGAAUAAAAUUCAUACUCUCAGGCAUAGGAUAGAAAAAUUAUGAAUGAAAGUCUUCAAAUGGUUAUGGCAGAAAUCUGCGCGCAGGUGCAUGCACCCACA